CAAACUCAUUCCAGUGCAGUUAUUUGAAAAGGACAGCGCGCAAAAGGGGGUAGGACUACGGAAAAUGCAAAGAAAGUCAACGAAGCCACACAUAACAUAAAUCAAAAUGGGGAAGAAACGAAUACUCGUCAAGCUGAUUGUAACGGCAUUUAUUUACCUGACGCACACCGAAGCCAUGAUCCUGAGAAACAACGCGCUUAUGAAUAAAAUGGUGUCACAUUUCCAGAAGGACAACUAUCUCUCUCUAGAGCAGAAGAAACAGAAAGAGGUGGAUGAGUCGGAAGCCCCGCAGAAACCAGAGAAAGUAAUGUCGCUCAUGCAAAACGUCCUCUGCAGAAACUUCCCGACGAUCCCCUGCAACAUAAUCACGGAAGACGAAACCUUGAGGAAAUUAAUAGAAAAGUCAAUCCAACAAAUAAAGUACAAGACCCUCACGAUAGACAAAACCACCGCUGCACCAGGCUACCACCUGACGUUGUUCCCGACGAUAAACAGCGAGGACUUGUCCAAUUUCCUUCAAGUUCGCACCCCGUCGCACAAGGGGUUUUACGAAAAACGAAACGUUAAAGAAGAAGUGAUGCACAAAACUAAAAAACAGAAGAAGGCAACCGUCAACAAUUACUGGUCACAGGAGAAGCCACAGAAGAGUUCGAAGAAGAACAAGAAGGAGUCCAAAAGAACUACCGUAUACAAUGGUAGAAAGAAGCUUCGCAAAUUCUAUCCUCACAAGAUAAAAUACAAAGACAAAAGUAACAAGAAUACACGAAAAGACUUUGGUGAUUAUUCGGAGGAGAAGCUGUCUAUGUCAGUUGAGAUUCCGGAUAUGACCAUGACGAAAAGACACCAGCACUUGACUUACAAGGUGGAGCCAGCAGACCCCCCGGUGUGGCGCAUAGACUACAUGAAACACGGGGAGCCAAGCUUGAAUAACAUGUUGGGUUAUGAAGAUAAUAGGCUGAAAGGGAAGCUUAUGAAGGCUGGACCCAGUGUCAUUGUCGACGAGAACGUUUUGGAACAAGGGGCAAGGAAGGACGUCAUGCAUCCGGACGUCUACAUAAAAAAGAACUACGUAAGGAAAAAUCCCGCUGAUUUGAAUAACUCCGAAGUUAUGGAAUAGCUAGCUUUUAAGUUUAUAUUAAAUAUUAUAUUUUAAUUUUACAUCUAUUUUUUACUUUAAGCAUUCACGUUUCUGAGGAAGUGCAA
Messenger RNA from Ostrinia nubilalis (European corn borer), 1203 nucleotides. RefSeq lists its product as uncharacterized. The record is from RefSeq and is a predicted model, not a curated record. The transcript has 2 exons. NCBI's taxonomy places the organism in Eukaryota, Metazoa, Arthropoda, Insecta, Lepidoptera, Crambidae. The coding region runs from base 107 to 1117 and encodes 336 amino acids.